Amoebophrya sp. A120 is the source of this 12862-nucleotide messenger RNA. NCBI's taxonomy places the organism in Eukaryota, Dinophyceae, Syndiniales, Amoebophryaceae. The record is from the annotation of a GenBank genome assembly.
AGCUGCCCGAUCAUAGCCCCGUGCCAUUUCGCAAACCCAGCAUGCCGCCUGAUGAGGCGGUGUGUUCUGAUGAGGCGGUGUGUUGUUCUUUGGCACUUGGCCGCAAGAGGACCACCACAAGUUGCUUCGCUGCAGCAGCACGGCCUCGAACGUCGUGAUGGAGUGCGAACAAAUCAUGAGCGGCAACACGACGCGGCAACGGCAACCGCAAGCCAGACUCGGCUCGAGGUCGAUCUCGAUGCUGAAUCUGGCAGCGCCGAAGCCGCCGGGAGAGCCGACUCCACCUUCGGCAGUCGGUUAUUGCGAGCGGAACUGGAAGAAAAUGAGGCUGUUGACGGGGACGAGCACAGUGCAGCUGUAGAUGGUGCAGCUACUGCUACUGGUGAAAAUCGCACUCCGGUAGAUGAUGUUGACAACCACAGUGGUCUAGGUGCAACAACCACACCUGAUGGAGAUGACGAACCAGAUGCGACUACGACAACAAUAGAGCCCCCGACUUCUGCAGAGGAGCCCGUUAGCCCGAGUUCAACUCCACCGGACAGCACGAGCACGACAGAUCCAGAUGAAGGGACGACAACAGGCACUGAUGAAAUACCCGACACCGCAGUCGAAUUGGACCACGCAGGCCGUGCCAGCGACAAGGAAGAUGUAGAAAAUGCGGAGAAGGAAGCUGCGGCUGCGCGGCCAGUAGAAGAAGCAGGUGCUGUUCCUGUAGGCGGUGCAACAGCAACUGAGGAAACAGAUGGCACCAACAGCAAGCAAACCGAGGAACAAAACGACCAAAAGAACGACAAGAGCCAGGAAAGCGAAAGUGGAAGGGCACCAGAGCCUGGUGAGAUAGAAACUCCAGCAACUGAUGCGCCACCUGAUAGCAGCACGACCGCAUCGUCGACGUCAGAAGCUGGUGGCAGUAGCAGCUCUACCGGAACCUUCUCCAAAGAGAGCGAGGAUACGAGCAAUAGGGCGACAGACAAGUCGAAGUCAACGUCGACAGUUAAAAACACAAAGACAGUAGAGUCUGAGUCUUCGGAGGACCAAAAUCAAAAUACGAGCGGCAGUGGUGCUAAAAACGAGAAGAUAGAAGCUGACUCCUCCAGCGCAACAUCAUCUUCGCAGUCAGCAGGAGAACAGGAGGUAGACACAAGAACGGCAGGUGCCAGUAGUGGAGAAGAAGCAGCUACGCAAGUAGAAGACCCUCCAGGUCAUGCUGAUGAGCAAGACGUGGAGUUGGAUCCUGAGAAAGAAAGUACAUCAAAACAAGACUCCGAUAGACAACAGUCUGAUACAACUUCUGAUUUGAAGAACCUGAAAGAAGACCAAGACGUCAACCUAGACUACAUUCCCCACUUGCACACCGAACGGCACGAAACGGAAACCAGCGCCUUUCUCCAGCAAGAAGAUGAAGCAGGAGCACUAGCCACUUCCCGAAAAACCGAAGUGAUGAUCUCCUCUUCAUCUAGUGACGCAGCUUCGGCUGUAUCCACUGCUCGCGGCGCGGCCGUGACAUCAGCUUCUACACUUCAAAAAACCUCCAAAACGAAGACCGCCGCCUGGGACCUCUGUCAGACGACCGAGAAUCCCUACUGUUUCGCUUCCGGAUACGAGGUGAAGAAAGUCGCUGCGGUAGCUAAUAGCUGGAAGGGUGCUGCCAAGUGCACGCCCGAGGACGCAAUCAGCAACAAGCACGAGUGUCUACUCGCUAUCGCGUACCUGUGUAAAUUGGGAGUGAGCGACGCCUGCUACGUGGCCGCCGACGACACCCCUUUCACGGAGGUGAAGCAUGAAACCAAGUGUGUGAAAAACGGGAGUAUUUGCCACAACAACAAUAACCAGCAACUCUACCCGGAGGGCUGUGGAGUACUGCAUCCGAAAAGCAGCUAUCCACUGUAAAAGUGAAAUACGCAUCACAUCACUCGUGGUCGUCAGACAGAAGAUCCGUCUUUAUUGUGUGCUCAUCGGGCUAGCUGCACAAACCGCAUUUCGAAUUCGGCGAAUAGAAUCAUGAACAAAAUUUGAGUUGUAGGCACGAGAGGAUGGCCGACACUUUUGCAUUGCAUAACAGCGGAGACGAGCGCGUCGCGGUUUUCUGGACACCGACUAAGAAAUAUCCACAAAAAAAGGCUCCUCGUCCUCAUUCAAUUUGUAAAUUCAAAACAUGAUGCAUCAACAAAACCUGUCGUGCGAAAAAUGGAUGGGGAUAGGAUAGGUUUUCUUCUGUGGAUAAGAAAGUGGGUAGCGCUACUCCGGACCUGGUUCUAACACACAGAAAAAUAUCCAGUGUAAACACGUCCUCGCCCCACAUUUCUCAUGUGAUUCUGCAUGAUCCCUAAUACGAAAUAUCAGAGGGCUUUCAUUCGCUUUCGCCUCCUCAUGGCCAUGAGAAGCAUUUUCGAUGAAGUAGUGUUUUGUCAUGCUUCUAGCGCAACGCGAUCGAUUUGUGAUGCAGCUGCGCUAGUACCUCAACACGUUUACAUUGCGACCCUUUUUUUGUCAUGCGCAACAGACGAAGCAAAUUGAUUUGUGUACUACUACUAGCAAAAUUUUUAUCUCAGCUGUUGGGUGGGGACUUUUUUAUACAGGAUAAAAAACCCGGCUGCUUUGUCAUCAUCCUCUACCUGAUGUUGAUAAGCACGCACAGCCUGCAUACCUGAUGGUAGAUAGUACUAUUACAACCAGCAGCACAAAUCAAUGAAGUUGUCGUGCAAGAUCAUAGUAGAAGCAGAUGCUGAAAGAGGUAAAGAAAACUUUGCAUAGGAUAAACUCCCCAAAGAACCCAUAACGUCGCCGUUUGCAGAACCAAGUCGAGGCAAACGGCACGUAAGCAAUUUUUACCCCUCUGUUGCAAGUUGAUUUGAUAUCCUCUGGAUGUUGAGCUGCGUUAUCAUAUGUAUGUUUUCUUCUGAAUUAGCAUUCUAGGCUUAUUUCUUUUGAACUUGUGAAGAUGCUUCGGCGGAGCUACAAGACUUUGACCAAAAACUUCUCAAAAUCCAGCUUCCGUCGUGGCUCUCACCGACUUCAAGGAAUACCAAACGCCGUACCAAGUGCAUGACUCUACUUCCACCUUACUUGUCAUGCAAAUAAAUGCAAAAGCCUGACUACACUGUCCUUUCGUUCCCUCCUGUGGCGAUGUUUGUAUAACAAAUCCCAGAAGCGGGAAUUAGAUUUACCCCAAAAACAGUGCUGCGAUUUCCGCAGAGAGGACUUGCCAUGCACAGCCACUGCAAGCUCCAUGUCCAGCACUGCGCGGUUGGUGUAGUCUAGUUUCUAGUGCUGUUGUAGUAGCCAUAUUAAAUAAGGGGGAGUACAACUAGUUGUGCCCUCUCAUACGCCAAAAAGCGGGAAUAUGGGAGUGUCAGAAUCGAAAUCGACAAAAUCGAAAAAUUUGUGAUGCGCAAAAUCGAUGCCAGUUGAAGCCUCAGCUUUCAGGUGGCGCAUGACAAAUUUCGGGAGCACCAAGAUUCAGUGUGUCAUGCUGUUUGGGCAAAGAAGACUGACCCUGUCAUGCUACUCUGGGAGCGCAUCGUCCUCCUCUAAACAGGCUUGCAAUCGGUCUCAUUUGCCUGCUCCCCAACACAGGCCGCGCGUGCCCUGCAUUUUAUGCAUUACAAGUUUUUCGAUUUUGUCGAUUUCGAUUCUGACACUCCCAUAGGGAAUCUAAACCACCCGAUCGACAGCACUGGGAACACGAAGAUCGGACAUAGCUAUCAAAUGUAAAAAUGUCUGGGUCUGGAAGAUUGCCAGGCUUGUCAUGCACAUUUUGCGUGACUCCUGAUGUCUGUGAUGCAUGCCCUAGCAUCACAGAUUUUGUGAGGGCUUCCUGAUGCCUAUACCGCAUGACAAAUGCUCUUUCCGUGUAGCACAACUUGGACUCUCUUUGCUGCUCAUGCAAUACAGAUUUUUUUAGAAUCCAAAAUCAGCAUGACAAGUUGGAUUCUCCCAGACCCAGACAUUUUUACAGUUGAUAAUAGCGCCGUUGAUCCGAUAUCAGGCCAAGCAGUCGGAGCGGAUAAUGAGAAAAUUCUUUCCGGGCUCAACGUGGACGAGUGUCGGCUGACGGUAGAGAACAAAUUACUCUGCUUGAUCGUUAUGAUGGGACUUUCCAUAGAGGAGAUGCUACUACUCGUUGUUGAGGUGGUAGAUCAAGUCUUGAUCUACUACAUCUUGACAAGAUGUAGUGUGGACGAUGUCACUCAGGACCACCCCAUAAGCCAAAAUUACGCAACGACCCCCAAGAAAUAGACGAACAUGAAGAACCACAGGAAUCCUCUUUUAAUUUUAAUUCGAACACCUCCAGGUCGGCACCCCGCAAGGGAAAGACGACGGUAUCAUUCUAUGGCCACCUCAGAUGGGACUCUAGCUAUCAAUAUUACCAUUGCGUGCAGCUCCAUGGGAAAAAGUCUCUGACGAGACGCCAAUCUGCAUUGAAAUUAUCUGCACAAGAUUUUCCAUGUAGAGCAGGAACACACAGUCUGUACUUUUGCUCUUUGUGCAAGACAACUUUUGCUGGCUUUACUUUCGGUUUUACAUCACUGCUCCACUUGCUAUUCUUCCAGUUGAGCAGGGCAUAAAUUCGGUUUGCAAAGUUCACGGACCCGGACGAAUGUAAAACAUAUCUGGACUACUUUCCCGACCAAACCGUAGCGUCAAAAACACCUCCCACCGUUAUGCAGGGGAAGAAGAGGCUGAUCUUCAUCUUUCGGGCAAGAACUCCUGCUAGUGGCAAGAAAAAUUCCAAGUCAACUACAUUGGGCGGAGUUCGAUACGCAGCCUUCCUAGUGUUGAUGCGACACACUUCCCAAAGAUCACGACUCCAGACUGCACGUAAGUGGAGUUGAGCGAGGUGUUCUCUUUCUCUUUAUUUGCAUGCCAAAGCACAAGAACACCCCCAGGACGCUGUGAAUUAGUACUCGCAUGCCAGGUUCUUGCGACUCUUCUUAGGGCUAGCGGCCCCGCCGAAAGUCACACAUCACAACUCACUUCCCCGCUAUAGCCGCAGCGUUUGCUUUUGACGGUCCGGGAUCCGGCGGGUGUGCGUUGAACUGGAUGUCAGAUAAAGCCUUCCUAGCUGUGGGUAUCCCAGAGAUGAAAAGCACGGUCAUCAUACCAGAUGAAACAAAAUGCAUUUUGUUUACGGUGCUGUUUUCCUUUUCUGGCACAAAAAAACUUUGCGAUCAUGUUCUAAAAACCUGUCAUGUAAUGGAGACUGUGACUAUCUCAUGCGGAACAGGAUGGUAUGUUAUGGGUGUGGUGCUUUUCUGUCGGAUAGUGGGAUUAGCUGAGCCGUAUGAAAAGCAGCUGUUGACAACUACAUUCCAGUCUUGAAGCAAACGGGGGGCGGUAGUAGAGGAAACUAAUUCAACAGGAAGUGCGACAGAAUUGCAUUUUCAGGCACAACAACGGGAAAUUGCAUGUGCAGGCACAAGCAACAUGCGCAAAAAGAAAUUCUGAACUUCAACUUACAUGAUACAAAGCAUGAUGCGGGAGCCACCUGCUGAGAAGGCUCGCUUCUUCGAAGAUCAUGCGAAAAAUUCGACUUCAUCAAAUUGUGGAACAAUCGAAGCUGCAAGACAAAGAAUCAACAAUCAUCGAACCCCUGUCGAGAAAAUUCUGGUUGUCGUUAUUUUGUCAGCAGUCGAUAACGGCGACACUACCCAUACCCUCUUCGAACGAAAGUGGACCCUAUCGAGAAAAAAAAAACGAUCCCCAGCAUCCAAUUUGUCAUUACAAAACAUGCAUGAAGUCCUGUGUUUGCCAUGCAAAAAUGCAUGGGGGUGAUUGUUUUUUCCUGGAUAGUAUGGAAUGCAAAAGCAUCGUACUCGUAUAAAUGCAUGACAAAUUCCCUCAGCAUGAGAAAUAAGAUUUGUAAUGCGGAUUUACAUUGAGAACAGAAUUUGUAAUGCAUGACUGCGAUUAGUACGAGUACGAUACUUUUGCACAGGAUAGAUAGACACGGCUGCAUUUCUUCAACCAGGAAAGACACGACUGCGAAAUCGCCUGCAAGGAGCUUUUAUGCAUCGCAAAAGUAUCGUACUCGUAUUGUAAUCAUGCAUUACAAAUCUUGCUCUUAAGGUAAAUCCGCAUUACAAAUUUUCUUUCUCAUGCUAAAGGAAAUUUGUAAUGCAUUUAUACGAGUACGAUACUUUUGCAGUUCAUUGCUUUUAUGCAUCGCAAAAGUACAACCGUACUAGUAGUAGUCGCAUCACAAAUUCUUUGCUCGGCAUGAGAAAUUGAAUUUAUAAAGAGAUUGAGAUUGGGAGUUUACCGUAAGAAAAAAAUUUGUAAUUAUGCAUGACUGCAAUUACUACGAGCACGAUACAACUUUUGAAGUGCAUGCCUUUGGUCCAAGUUUCCCUACGCGCCCAACCUCAACCGACGGCCCUGGCAGGGUUGCAGCUACAUAAUCACCCGAAAGUAUUCUUUAUUCGUGUUUGCUGCACUGCGACGUUUCUUUAGUUGUUUCUAGUAGGCUAAAAUGUUGAGUGGUGGAAUGCGAAUGAUAUGCAUGACUUCUGACGUUUUCACAGCAUUUACCAUUUAGCGUUUCUCUUUUUGAUGUUAAGCAAAACCAAUUGUCAGCAACAGCACGACCAACACCUUACUAACUUUUUUUUACAGCGUCAAACAAUUAUCGCAGGGGAGCUGCCGACUCUUCAGACUACACCGCGCUAUCGUAAGGAAAAAUCCCGCCCCCCCACAUCAAAACGAAAUUUCUGAUGCUGGAUUUGAGUACACAAAUCAGGUUUGUAUUGCAGGAAAGCAUUGCAGUCAGAUCCCCAGGCUAGGUAGGGGCGUAUGCGUCUAGUUGUUCAGCAUGGCAAGCGGCUCCCCUUUACUUAGGCCCAACAGCAUGACAAAUCGAAUCCAUAGUGGGGCGGAAGUUUCUGCCCUUGUCUUCUUGCAAUACAAAUGUGAUUUGCGGCCUCAAAUCAGCAACGCAAAUUUUCGGAAACAUACCUUUUCGAUAUGGGGAGGGGGGAUUUUUGCUUUUGAUACGCGCUUUGCCAGAUUCACCCCGUCCCGGGAUCAAAAGGGGCCCCGCCGGAUCUUAUGGGGGUGUCAGAAUUGAAAUCGACAAAGUUGAUAUAACUUGUAAUGCUAAAACGCACGACGCGAAAUACGUGCGUUGCAGAGCAGGCAAGAGAGGCCGACUGUAACCCUGUUUGGGGUUAGAGCUCGGGCUGCUAAAGUAGCAUGAGAAAAUCAGUUUUCUUGGCCUAAACAGCAUGACAAACUGGAUUUAGCCAUCACCAAAACUUGUCAUGCGCCACUUGGAUGGCAAAUCAUUUCAACUUUGUCGAUUUCGAUCCUGACACAUCCAUAGAUCUCGACGUUAAUGUAGAGAAAAGAAUGUUCUGGUUCGCGAACCUUCCCCUCCACGAGAACAUUGACCUCACCGUGGACGACACACCCGACACGGCGUGCGGCUUUGACGUGAAAAAGGACGUGGAUUAUAUCCAACGUGCUUCGGCUUCUUUUGAGUCGUGGGACUAUACUGGCAUCGCGGGAACCAGAAACGGCCCAGACCUUCGGGUCGCCCACGUUCCCUACUACAACCUCGAGCGGGGCUUCUCCGGGUGCCCAGUGCACUUCAACACCCCGAAUCUCGCGGAGUGCGAAUCGCUGACGAAACUCUUUUCCAAUGCGAAUCGCAAGGACACCGGGUUGAUCGAGGGAAUCCACACCGGCGGGGCUAUGACGUGGCAGGAAGUUCCGGAAGCGGACAAGAGGAAAUUCGUUCAGGACUGCGGGCUUCUGCUCGAUGCGGCGGACGAUACUCUGAAGUUUCAUUUCAACGUAUCAACCAAAAAAGUGUUAAAGUUAACGGCUUUUGAGCCAUGGCAGUCAUGCAUGACAAGUUUUCGCUAUCAUGCAUGCCAUGCAAUACAAAUUUGGGCAUCAUUCAUCGUGCAUUCCUGCAUGCCAAGUUCCGUUAUUACGCUAACACUUUUUGGCGCGAUACAACGAGAGAUGGAGCAGUCCAGUUUUCGAGGACACAAUCGAUGUGGCAGAGAAGUUAUGAAGUGCAAAUCAUAUGUCUGGGUCUGGAAGAAAUAGAAAAGUCUGUCAUGCAUUUUUUCCGUGCAGCCUCAUCAUGAGAUCUGCCAUGCAGGACUUUCUAGCAUCACUGAUUUUUCUACAAGGUCUAUGCAUCGUAUGAAAUGAAAUGCGAAUGCCUUUUGGAGGUUUUGCUAUCCGGCAUGAAUAAACUACACGUCCUGCUCGCGACUCGACCACAGAUUCAUAAGCAGGCAAGACCUUAUGGGACUAGUGAUGCUAAAAAUUUGGGGGAGUCCACGGGACCACGCGUGGUCACAAGUUCACAUUUGUCCAGAUCCAGACAUGUUUGGAGUGGAUAGAAGUCCUCGGAUCAGUGGAGAAUCUGCAUGGGAAGUACUAUUUUGAAACACUGGCGCUUGUACCAGUGGAUUUUUUAUUUUUUUGUAGUUUCUCAUGUAAAAGUAAACCAACAUCCGCGGAACGCCAUAAUUCGUUUUCUUGGCACCAACGCCUUCGCCCCCCCAACCGUCCGCCCGCACCGGCGGCACGCCGCCCCCUCCUCUUUCGCUGCAUGAAUAAAAUAAGGGAAGGCUACCGAGGGAAGGCUAUCGAUUCAAAAAUAGAAUUGGCCGGCGCGCCCGCGCAAGCGACGGAGGCGGGCGGGGCAGCGGCAGCGAGGGCUCUGGCGUGGGCCGGUGCCUCAACAUAACAUGGGCACGACGUUCGCCCGGGCAAUCCCAGGCCCCUCCCCGGGGCCGCUCUUUCUCUUUGCAAGCAUACAUUGCGUUGGUGGUAGAUAUCGUGGGCGGCAGGUUGCGUGGCGGUUGGUGCGCCGGCGCGGCAGUCCUCCUUCAAAGUGGUUGCCUGGCCCAUCCGGCAGAAAAGUCGCGGGCGGCCUUCGUUCAGAAGGGCCCGCCCAAAAAGCCGGCGGAAGGGGCCCGGCGCCCGGGCUUGGGCCCAAUAUUGAUAUUGUUGAGCCCCAUCGGCCGUGGCCCGCAGGCGACGGAGGCGUGGGGGCGCCGCCCGUUGCCAGGCGGGCGGCAGAGGGACCUGCCAGAGCGCUGGCCCCCCUGCUCUUUUGUUUGCUCUGGAGCGCCGGAUCGGUCGCCCCGCCCUUUGCGCCGGCGCGCAGGUAAAUAUGGGUCGUUUUGCUUGUCUAAUGCCCGGCGCGCGCGCAACGAACUGAGUGCACACCGACGACCGAGCGUGGGGCCACUUACUUCGCCGGGGCUGCCACGGAAUUGCGCAGUCUGCCGUGGUGGCAUAUUUAUAUGGGGGCACUUGUUUUUAUGUGCGCGCACAGAUGCGCCGCACGCGGACGCGUUCCGCCCGGGGAUGUAAACUGGCGGCUCGCCCGUUUGCAUUCGUGGCCGGGUGCGACGCGGGCACGCGCUUCUACCGCGGCCCCGAUCGGCGCCACGGCAACAUGGGUCACCACUUUGGGCCCUUGGGCUGGCGUUGUAAACCAACAAACCCGCGUCGCGUCGCCAUGUUUCCGCGCUGAAGAUAUGGGGCGGCUCCGUACAGCCUUGCUGAGCAGCCCGUGCAUUUUUGGAGCCGUUUCUUCUUUUUUUCGCUCCAUUACAAUCACCCGAAAAAUUCGGCUUUCGCAUAUCAAUCCGGAAAGUCAAGAAAAUCAUUCCUUAACUUUGAGUUAACAGAAAAGAUCUUCGUAACCCCAUAAAACCAAUAUCCGCGGAACGCCAUAAUUCGUUUUCUCAUGAGGCGUAUUUAUAAGUGUGAUCAUGCUAAUUUUGCAAUAGCUACCACAACUGUAAUCACUCAACUGUAAUCACUUUCACAAAUGAUAAUUCAUUAAAAACCAGCCUGCGGCAGCUACGCGGAUUCCUUCCUUCCCUUCCAGCCACAAGUGUACGCAGACGCGAAAGCGAUCCGCCAAACCGAGAAAACCGCCAUGUAUGCUGUCAAAUCGGAUGAGAAAUGCAUGGCCAGCACCAGUACGCAUCGCAAAUGUGUCUAGGUCUGGAAACUCGUCUACUUCGUUGUGGUCCUCAUACUCGCAUCGCAGAGUGGCCACUUGUACGGCAUACGAGCAUCAGAAAUUUUGCAAGUCGAUUUUGGAGAAUUAUUCGCAAAACUCGUGACAAACUGGCUUCCAACACGACCAAAAAACUUCUCUGUCAUUCGUAAUCAAAAUCAGGCAUCACAGAUCUUGUUGUCCUACUUCCACUCAUCUCGCAUCACACACCAAUCCAGAUCCAGGCAUGAUUUGUGCGAAAAUGCAUAACAAGCACCACCGACGGCGUCUACUUUUCUGCCCGCGACCCGGCCACGGUUGGAAACUUCUACGAUGCGUGCUGUGUACCGAAAAAGUUCUGCGACAUGUUGUUCGACUUGGAGUAUUGCGAAACGCUGUUCGAGCGCGGGUGGGUGCCAGCGGCAAACAGCUCGUCGGUCCUGUGCGACGCGGAUCCGUUGGCGUAUUACGGAAACGUCUGCAAGGAGCAGCACAAGGACACCUGUUGCCGCGCGACGACACAGUGUGUGGAUUUUUUUACGGUCUUGCGGUGCUACGAUACUUCUGGACCGAACAUGGUGCCCAUAACGGACGAGACCGUGCAGUGCAACGCUGCGGGCGGGAUGUGCGUCGACUACCCGGACAAUAACACUUGCUGCAUGGGUACUACUAGCAUAUGAACUGCAAAAGUAUCGUACUAGUCAAACCAGCCAUGCUCCGGCUGCCGCCGGAGCGCAAGGCUGUUGGGCCGGGGCAAGGCUGUUUGCCGCUCGGACCACAACCCCACGGGCCUAGGCACAACGAAACAUACUGGAUUCCUGCCGCCGAUUUGCGCCGCGCCAAGCCGCAGGACCACUUGCGCGCUUCCCGCGCCUGUGGGCGCUCUGCGCAGGGAGCAGUUGCAAAGAACACCGGGGGCGAACAGAAGCCGCAUGGCGGGAGAGGGUGGCGCGGGAGGGUGGCGCGAGAGGGUGCGCGAGAGGGUGGCGCGAGAGGGUGGCGCGAGAGGGUGGCGCGAGAGGGUGGCACGGAAAGGCGCCGAACAAAACAGCUCCGCGAAUGGCCUGCGGUGCCAAAUAUGGGUAGUGCCAUGCGGAUUCGCGCCCGCUUCUUUGUGCUUUCACCCUCUCGCAGACCUCUCGCAGACCUCUUUUUGGCCUCUUUUGGGGGGUCCCCGCUAAUAAUCCGGCUAUACUCGCGGGCAGAGGUCGACAGAGGUGGCCGAGAGGUGGCCAAGAGGGUCCGCGAGAGGUCGCCCCUUAUUCGCAACACCUCUCCCCACCUCUGUCGACCUCUCGCGCCCCCUCUUUUUGACCUCUCUGCACCCUCUGUGCCACUUAGGCGGCGCCUAAGGGUGGGCGCUUACUGCGGGCCUUAUUCGCGCACCCUCUCGCGGACCCUCUCGAACGGGGUCCCGCGCCACCUCUCCACCUCUGUCGACCUCUUUUCUACCUCUGUCGACCUCUUUUUUAUCUCUCGGCCACCUCUCUGGGGCCCUCUGUCUACCUCUUUUUUCGCAUGGAUAUAAUGCAUAGUAAUUGCAUUGCUUAGUAUUAUGAAUUGAAUUUGUAAUGCGGUUUUGCCUUAACAGUAUGUGCGUUGACUACCCGGACAAUAACACUUGCUGCAUGGGUACUUUAGCACCGACUUCUACGAUUUUAUAUACGUAGCAAGCUCAGCUUGCUGUUGGUUUCUGUUUCUUCUACAACUUUAUCUCGUCAUUCUGUGAUAAUGCGUGAAGAUGAAGCAGAUCGAUUAAGAUUAUACUAACAUAUAGUUCCGGUUUGUAAAUGUCAUUUAACAUUUCCAAUUUAUUCUCGUAUGCACCACAUCGAGCGACGAUAUUGCGAAAAAACUGUCAACAACCAAACCCAAACAGAGGAGGGCAUGCUGCAAGAUGAAGCAGCGCAAGAAGCCGAGCUUGACUUACUGCCGGAGAUUCUGACGUACGGUGGGAGUACCGUCUUGGUGUUCGUUCUCAUCACGGUUAUCGCCCUACAGUGCCGCGAGGAUCCGUUACGCAGAAAAGAGAGAACUACAGCAAUCAUCGAACGCGCACGAAGACGAACCAUGUCCAUGAUGCAUCAAAACGCGAUAGGGUUGGUGAUGGAGCGUAAGUCAUGCAUAACGGCGACUAUUUUUUUAAAAAGUAGACGUCUGGCGCAGGAGGUUGCGUGAUCAUGCACCAGCUUCAAAAAAAGUAGGAAUAGCCGCGUGAGACAGGUUUAUUUUGCAGCGAUCGCGAUCGAUGAUGGGAGUUUUGUUUUGCAUAUCUGCUGGCAGAAUUCAAAAAACGACUCGAGGAGCAGGAGGGCGACUCAGACGACGAUGACGAUGAAGAUUCUGAUGACUAGGAGGUGGAGGAAUUUCGAUUCUUCAUCAUCGCUAUCAAUCGGUAGCAAUCACAGGGCUGAUGUCAACAACAAGAAAGCGAAGGCUAUCUUUUCAUUUUUGAAAUUUUUUGUUGAAAAUCUAGGAACAAAGCAACACCUCUACGCCAUUGUUCACUCUGGAAACCAAAAUCACAACUCACGGGCGAUUCACAUAAAAAGGAACAAUCACGUAGUCUCUAUUAGUCAAAUUCCAAGCGCCAAGCCCAAGAAGAAGACACAGCAAUUUUUUUCAAAGCAAGGACACUGUGAAAAGAGAACGCAAAGUCGAACACCCUCUCUUGGUGGCUGUCAUUGAUACACAAAAAAUCGAAUCGAAAGUUGCAUAAACUGGCCCGAUACGAUGCAACAUCGAGACAUCGCUGCGAUACAAACAGAAACACGAUCAUGUCGUGCUCAUUCAUAGUACCAUUACCGACCACCGGUCUUUUUUAUAUGGGAGAUUGAGAACCGCCUACAAUUACAUGCUCAUCUGAUUUUUGGGCUGGCGCUGGAC